Molecule: messenger RNA, 1164 nt
Organism: Candidozyma duobushaemuli
Lineage: Eukaryota; Fungi; Ascomycota; Pichiomycetes; Serinales; Metschnikowiaceae
Product: pepsin-like aspartic protease
Exons: 1
Coding region: 1-1164 (387 amino acids)
Biological process (GO): proteolysis
Molecular function (GO): aspartic-type endopeptidase activity
Source: RefSeq, a predicted model, not a curated record
AUGCUCCCCUUCCUCACCAUCUUCUCUCUCGCUUUGGCCUUCACCAACGCCUUGGUGGUGCCUCACCAGAAACGCUCCGGUGCUCCACUCAAGCUCGACUUCACCGUGCAAAAGUCCUUUUCCAACGCCACCUCCACCGACGAGAUCGCCUCCAGAGCGCACAAUCUCGUCUCCCACUUGGCCGUGAACAAGAGAGAGGAGUCCGCCACUCUCACCAACGACAGAGAUGUCACCUACUUGCUUGACCUCAAGCUCGGCUCCAACCACCAGCCCGUCACUGUUCUCUUGGACACAGGCUCUUCGGACCUCUGGGUGUACGGUCCCUCCGUGCAAGACGCCCAGGGUGGAACCUACGACGUCACCUCGUCUUCCUACAACCAGAAGACCGGCGAGGACUUUUUCAUUUCCUACUUGGACGGUUCCUACGCUAGCGGCGACUACUACAAGGACGGCUUUGCUCUCGAGGACGGAAACACUCUUUUGAAGGAUCUCCAGUUUGCCGUGGUGUCCAGCGGUCAGACCAACUCCCAGGGUAUCUUGGGUGUGGCUGACAAAAACCAGGAGGCCACCAACAAGAAGUACGACAACUUGCCCUGGGCUUUGCAGAAGGAGGGUGUCACUCCCAAGGCCUCCUACUCGUUGUACCUUGGUUCCGAGGCCGAGGGCAAGGGUUCCAUCAUUUUCGGCGGUAUCGACACCGAGAAGUACGAGGGUGAGUUGACCAAGUACCCCGUUGCCGGUUCCAGAGGUUUGGCUCUCAAUGUGGAAAGUGCCGAUAUCGGCGGCCAGACCAUCCAGUUGGACAAGGAGAUUCUUUUGGAUUCCGGCACCUCCUUGAACUUGUGGCCCCAGGACCUCAUUGACGCUGUGGGCAAGGAGCUCAACGGUAAGUACCAGCAGGGCUUCUACUUUGUGGACUGUGACCAGCCUACCGACAAGCACUUGACGUUUGACUUUGGCCAGAACAAGAUCGACGUUUCGUACCAGGAUCUUGUGUGGAAGUCCCAGGGCUACUGUCUUUUGGGUGUCCAGCCCGGCGAAAGCACGCUUAUUUUCGGUGAUGUCUUCUUGAGAUCGGCCUAUGUUUACUACGAUCUUUCUCUGCACGAGAUUUCGAUUGCCCAGGCCAAGUACACCGAUGCUUCCAACAUCGUCGCCGCCUAG